Vitis vinifera (wine grape) is the source of this 2811-nucleotide messenger RNA. Its product is annotated as lysine histidine transporter-like 8. The transcript is spliced from 5 exons. The record is from RefSeq and is a predicted model, not a curated record. Lineage: Eukaryota; Viridiplantae; Streptophyta; Magnoliopsida; Vitales; Vitaceae. The coding region runs from base 1112 to 2692 and encodes 526 amino acids. Gene Ontology annotation, cellular component: plasma membrane.
AUUUUUUUUUUUUUUUUUUUUUUUUUUUUUUGCUUAUUCUAUCCCUACGACAAAUUGACAAAUCAGCUCCCUGGAAAGCCCGCUGCCUGAUUCCUACUUGUUAAGGUGCUUGCUUUUCAAAGAUGCCCUUUUGAUGUUUCUUAAAAUCCUCCCAAUUAAUAAUAGACCUAAUUCUAUACAGCAAUGAUCUUUUAUUUUGCAGUUCAUGGGCUUUUGGUCUGUUUGUUUGGAGAGAAAACAGUUAAAAGUCCCUGGUGAAUUUUUUUUCCUCUCCAACUUCAGCCCCUUUUCCCCCAUCAUAAUAAAGCCGAGGCCAGAGGGAAGUUAUGUCCAUUUCUGAGUUCCACAUAACCUGCUGAACAGAAUUAAUGGUUCUACAUUAAUGAUGCUAUUCUUCCACUUUUGCUGUGUCGCAUAUUUGCAGGUAAAAUGCCUUUUGCCCAUGCAAAGGAUUAGAAACACGUAACUAUUGCAACAUAACAGCUGCCGGCCGGUUUCCACACUCUCCCUUGAUGUCAGCAACUCCGGUGUUGACCAAGGACCCUUUUUCCAUUUUUUUUAAAGAAAAAACAGGAAGCGUCUUUUGUUGGUUUUCCUAAUUUUUAUUGUAUGUUUGCUAAACCAUUGCAGGAGAUGAAUACUACUAAGAAUUUCAAGCUGUAUAGACUCCUAUCCCCACUCUGUUCAGCUGAUCGUUAUGCUGACUUUGUGCUAGUCAACCAUGAAUAUAGUUUGUAAGCGUAGAAAACCCAGGCAACAUAACUACAAAGCUUUUAAGUCAAUAGUCAAAUCUCUUCCACUUCGAAAGUAAGUGUGAAUAUGACAAAGGGAUAGCCGCCAAAAUUGUCUUCAAAAUCACUGCCUUCUUUUUCCAAAGUAUUAAUUCCUCCCAGGUCAUCAAAAGCUGUUCAAUGACGAACCUAGUCUCCAUACACACCUACCUGAAUUAAACCCACUGAUCCCACUUGUAUUUGCCUUGAAAUAUCCCAUGCCCAACACAACAUUUCCAGGUAACCAAGUGUAAGAGAAGGAAAGCAAGCACCCAAGGAGACAUAGAAAGAGAGAGAGAGAGAGAGAGAGAGAUUGGAUUCAAACACCAUCGGAGAUAAAAAUGAGGGAGGCGCAAGAAAUAAGUUCAACGCCUAUUACACCGAGGCCAGCCACAACUGAGCCAACACCGCCAGUGUCUUGCCCACCCUCUCAGUUUCAUUCCCCAUCUUUGACUAGAUCACCACUUCUUCACACAGACAAUGAAGAAGCUCCUCAAAGCAAGACCCCAAAGACUUCAAGAACCCCAAGACUCUCACUCACUCCACGCUUCAUUACUCCACUGGGAAGUCCUAUGAGGAGGGUUCUUCGCCUCACAAAGCUUGAUCCUCAGGACGCUUGGCUUCCUAUCACUGAGUCGAGAAAUGGAAACGCCUAUUACGCCGCUUUCCAUACACUCUGCUCUGGCAUUGGAGCUCAAGCUCUUGUACUUCCUGUGGCCUUCACUAUCCUUGGAUGGACAUGGGGAAUAAUCAAUUUGACUUUGGCAUUCAUAUGGCAGCUAUACACCCUAUGGUUACUCGUCCAGCUCCACGAAUCAACAGAAACUGGGAUGCGCUACAGCAGAUACCUCCAACUCUUCAACGCAACCUUUGGUGAAAGGUUAGGGAAUUUGCUGGCUCUCUUCCCCAUCAUGUACCUCUCGGGUGGUACCUGCGUUGCCUUGAUCAUCAUCGGUGGUUCCACAUCAAAAACCUUCUACCAAAUUGUCUGUGGAGCCACAUGCACAAAAGUGCCGUUAACCACAGUGGAAUGGUACCUGGUGUUUACAUGUGCCGCAGUGUUACUUUCACAGCUGCCAAACUUGAAUUCCAUAGCAGGGGUGUCACUGAUCGGAGCCGUUACAGCAAUAGGGUACUGCACCUCAAUAUGGGUGGUGUCAGUGGCAGAGGGUAGGCUCCCAGGAGUGUCUUACAAUCCAGUUAAGGAAGGCACCGAUAUUGAACAUAUUUUUAGUGUACUCAACGCACUUGGGAUCAUUGCUUUUGCUUUCAGAGGCCACAAUCUUAUCCUCGAGAUUCAGGCCACGAUGCCUUCCAGCGAGAAGCACCCAUCUCGCGUGCCCAUGUGGAAAGGAGUAAAGUUUUCAUACACCAUCAUUGCUUUGGGCUUAUUUCCCCUUGCAAUUGGAGGCUACUGGGCUUAUGGCCACAUGAUACCUUCAAAUGGAGGAAUUCUGACAGCCUUGUACGCGUUCCAUUCGCAAGACGUGUCACAGUUUGUGUUGGGACUCACAAGUUUAUUCAUCAUAGUUAAUGCAGUGAGCUCUUUCCAAAUAUAUGGUAUGCCAAUGUUCGACUUCAUGGAGUCCAAAUACACUACUAGAAUGAAGAAGCCAUGCCCCUGGUGGCUCCGUUCCUUGUUCAGGGCCAUGUUCGGAUACGGGUGCUUCUUUGUAGCGGUGGCCAUUCCAUUCUUGGGAAGCUUGGCAGGGUUGAUAGGAGGAAUAGCACUGCCUGUGACAUUGGCUUAUCCAUGCUUCAUGUGGCUUAAGAUCAAGAAGCCCAAAACGUACAGCCCAACAUGGUGGCUCAACUGGGGACUAGGGAUGUUGGGCAUGGGUCUGAGUGGCGCACUAAUUGCAGCCGGGAUUUAUGUUGUGAUUGACACUGGCAUUGAAGCCAAAUUCUUCCACCCUGAAUAAGCCAACUGAAAAUCCAGAGGGAAGGAAGGGUUUCUUUCUUUUUCCUUUUUCUGCUAUAGUCAUGUCUUUGUUGUUGGGUUUACCCUGAAAAGUUAAAGAUCCUCAGGACGCUUGGCUUC